AUGACUCCUAAGAAAAAAAUAUUUCAAAAUUUUCAAGAAGAAAAUGAAAAUGAGAUAUUAAGUCCAACAAAAAAAGGAAUAAAAUUAAAUGUUAGUAAAUUAAAUAUUUUAAAUUUUGAAAACACAAUAAAAAAAGAAGAAAAAAAUAAUUAUCACUACAACACAUCAAUAAAUAAAGAAAUAGAUCAAGAUUUAAAUGAUAAUAUAAUAAAUACACAUUAUAAUAAAAAGAAUAAUUUUAAUAUAUAUGAUUAUAAUAAUAUAAAAAAUAGUACACAAGAUUUUUUUAUUGAUUUAAAGGAACAUAAUAAACAAACCAUUGAAUAUAAUGGUAACAAAUUUAUUUCUAUAAAUAAAAAAGAAAAAUAUAAUCUAGAUGAAACCUCUUCUUCAUCCUUAUCGUCAUCAUCAUUAUCAUCAUUAAGAAAUUCCUUCGAUGAAAACGAAAAUAUAAUUAAAAAAAAAAAUAACACUAGUUUUAUUUCUUUAAAUAAUAAUAAUAAUAAUUGUAAUAACAAUCAUAAGAAUAAACAUCAAAUUUAUAAUAACUAUAACAUAUCAGAAAAACCACAAAAAAAAAAUAUACAUACUCAUCCAUCCAGUCAACAAAUAAACAAAGAAAAAACAAAUAACACACAUAAUAUAUAUCAAGAUAAAAUGAAAAAAAAAAAUAUAUCCAAAAAAAAUACAUUCAAUCUAAACAAUAGUCAAAGUAACAAAGAAAAAGAAAAAAAAAGGACAAGUGAUCAAAGUCAAGAUGAAAAUAAUAAUUUCGAAAAAGAAUUUUUAAGAAGUCAUACCAAAAACAAAAAUGAUCAUGUGAAAAAUAUUUUAAAAAAUAAUAUAAAAAAUAAUAAUAUAAACAAAAUGAAUAAUCUUAAAAGAUCUAGCCAAUCCAUUGCAAUCGAUUCGGAUUUAUUAAGUCCUCAUAAAAGUAAAAGAAUUAAAUAUGAUGAAAAAAAUAUUACAGAUAGGAAUAAUAAUACCAAAAAAAAAAAAUACCCACCUAAUAAUAAUCACAAUAAUAAUAAUAAUAAUAAUAAUAAAUAUGUCAAUAAUAACUAUCCUAGUGAUAGUUGCAAAAAAACUACAAACAAUAAACCUACAAAUAACACUCAAAAUAAUAGAUACAAUAAAUCAAAAACAAUAAAUACAUAUAAUCAACAUUCAAAAGAUAAUACACAAGAGAUCACAAAAAAAUUCAAAAGUAGAUAUAUAAACACAUAUACAAUGGAAGAAGUGCAAAGAACUAUAAAAAGUAAUACAAUUAAACUUGUUACUGAAAAUUCUUGUGAAUAUGAAGAUGGUAUUAUAUAUGAAUCUGUCAUCAUUAAUGAUGAGGAAUAUAGCAUAGGCGAAGAUGUGUUAAUUUUCUAUACCCCCAACAAUAACAUCAACAAUAAUAAUAAUAAUAAUAACAUCAACAAUAAUAAUAAUAAGAAUAAUCUAAAAUGUGAUGAUAUUAAGAAUCAAAAUAAUAACUGUAAUGUCAAAUUUAAUAAUAUAAAAGAUAAUAUAUAUAUACUAAAAAAAGGAAAAAUCUCAAGCUUCUAUAAAAGCACAAACAGUAAAAUUAUAGAAGUAGAAAUAUGUUUUUAUUAUGACGAAUGUGAUGAAGAACUUAUAAGAGGACUAGAAAAAAAACAAACAUCCAGGAGAUGUAAAGAAGAUUUCAAUAUUUAUCUUAAUGAUGAUACUAAAUAUUAUAAUCUCCUAGGAAAUAUUAGCUUCACAAUAUUAAAUGCUAAUUAUAUUUAUAAAAAAAUAUAUGUUUAUAAUGAAAUAGAAAACUUUGAAGAAGAUACACAUGCAAGAAAAGGAAAAAAUAAAUUUCUAUGUACACAUUAUAUAAAAGAUAAAGAAGAUAGAUUAUGCUUCAUACCUAAUGACGAACACUGGAAUAAUAUAGUUUUGGGUUCUAGUGAUUUAUAUUAUUAUUUUGCUAAUGAGAAAAAAUUAAAUAAAAAUAAAUCAUUAAAACUUAUUAU
Molecule: messenger RNA, 1988 nt
Organism: Plasmodium gaboni
Lineage: Eukaryota; Apicomplexa; Aconoidasida; Haemosporida; Plasmodiidae
Source: the annotation of a RefSeq genome assembly